AUGGUGCAGCGGUCCGACUUUUCUGACAAUUUCGAGGAUGUCCCGGCUAACUGCAGGUUUCUUGGCCCCGUGCUCUCGGAAGGCGUUGCUUCUCUCUACCGCGUCCUUGCCCUGGUGAACUUGGAGGACAAGUCGCCGAGCCGCGGUCUUCAGCAGCAGCAUGUGGCGCUCCGCUACCAGCACUUGGCCAACGUGUGGGUUACGCACGUCUGGGAGAAGUUCGCCCGCCGGGAGGACGGCGGAGGCCCGGGCGAAGGCUGGGCAUGGUACGACCGCUCGUACAUCGACGACUCCGCCUGGCCGAUCGGCCUCAAGGAGAUGAAUGUCGAAAUGCACGUGGUUCAGAACAUGCUGGCCGAUGCCAAAGCAGACCCAUCGUCGAGGCCUCGCUCGGCGGAGACUCCUCACAGCUGGCGGGACGUCAGCUUGAACAUCGGCAUUGCGAGUGUCUGCGCGUACCCGAGUGAGAAUCCGCUGCCGCGGUAUGCUGCCUCGAACCAUGGAGCCUACGCAGCUCGACACGGCUACCGAUAUCGCCUGGAGCAGCGAAACUUGGCCCCCGAGAGACCUCCAGCUUGGGGGAAGGUUCGGCUCUUGCAGCGGUUGCUUGAGGAGGAGCCGGACGUGGAUUGGUGGCUGUGGUUUGACUGCGACACCUUCUUCAUGAACAUGAGCGUGACCCUGGAUUCCUUGCUCUACCGCUACGCCUCAGUCGCUGACGGCCUCGAUGCCGAUGUUCACCUGCUUGCGGCCGAGGAUGCUGCGAUGCUGAACACCGGGGCCUUUCUCCUCCGGCGCUCCGAAUGGAGCCGCAGCUUCUUGCGCCGGGUAUGGGGAAAGCAGGACUCGAUUUGGAUAUCGCACCCUUGGUGGGAGAAUGCUGCCAUGAUCUGGGACCUCCUCAGAUUCAACUCGGAGAAGUUUCGGCACGGGCUGGGCGAGGACGUCUAUCCGAAAGAGGUUCGCAUCCUUCCGCAGUUCGAGUUCAACUCCUACCACCCAGCCACUGCCCAGAUGCUCCACGACACUUGGAUGCCGGGUAAGUUCGUCUUGGCUUUCAACGGUGUCCUCUCUAACACCAGCCCUGGGGUGGUCCAAGCUCUGUACGGGUACUACUACGAGCUUGCCUGCGAGCUCAACAGGAUCCCUGUUGCACGAGGGCAAGCCAAAGAAGGAGAGUGCCUGCAGCCGGAGGAGCCCCUGCCGUGGCUUAAAAAGGAGGAAGAGAGCGGGGGGGAUUCAUGGGAUCAUGUCGUGAUCCUUCGCACGGACAAUGCACGUCUGGGUGCGGAGAACAGCGAGGGCGGCUACUACGCCACACCGGCGGCUUAUGGCACCGGCUAUGCCGCCAUGCCGUUCGGGAGUUUGGGAGGAAUGGACUCUCCAAGUUCCCCAAAGAAAGUGCUGCUGAAGGACCUCCCCGCAGUUGCAGCAGAUCCACAUCCAGAACCGAAAAAGAUACCUCAGAGGCCACAGACACCUCCGACUCCGCUGACUCCACAAUCGACCCCACAAACCAAGAAGCGGAACUUUGAUUUCGGCCAGGACAUGAAAAGUGAGCUCCAGACGUCCAUUCGUUCUAUCUUCCAGAAGUGGGAUCCCAGGUAUGAGGUGUCUGACUAUCUCAAGGAACGUACCGUUCAGGGCACGCUGUCGCCCGCAGUUGAAGAGGCAGAUAAUCCGGGAAGCUUGGGACAUCCACAGCUAUGUCGACGUCGAUGCAUCUACUUCGCCAAAGGGCAUUGCCAGCAUGGCUCGUCAUGUGGGUUUUGUCAUUUGGAGCACACACGCCAGCCCGCACAGCUUGACAAGAAGCAGAGGACCAUAUUCGACAAGCUGACAGAGGGGCAGAAAUUGGAGAUUCUUCUCCCUCAUCUCCGAACGAAGGCCACUGAGGAGCAGCUCCAACACAAAGCCGACUCCGUCGUGGAGAUCAUGGAGCGCCGCAUGCACGAG
This is a messenger RNA of Symbiodinium necroappetens, 1956 nucleotides long. The record is from the annotation of a GenBank genome assembly. NCBI's taxonomy places the organism in Eukaryota, Dinophyceae, Suessiales, Symbiodiniaceae.